Messenger RNA from Acanthopagrus latus (yellowfin seabream), 631 nucleotides. It is a transcript of the gene dnph1, whose product is annotated as 2'-deoxynucleoside 5'-phosphate N-hydrolase 1. Gene Ontology annotation, molecular function: 5-hydroxymethyl-dUMP N-hydrolase activity. The coding region runs from base 149 to 586 and encodes 145 amino acids. Lineage: Eukaryota; Metazoa; Chordata; Actinopteri; Spariformes; Sparidae. The transcript is spliced from 5 exons. Gene Ontology annotation, biological process: deoxyribonucleoside monophosphate catabolic process. Gene Ontology annotation, cellular component: nucleus. The record is from RefSeq and is a predicted model, not a curated record.
CGGAGUGCAGGUCACCACAUGGAGCCUCGUUUGCAUCCAGCGCGGGAACAGGACAGACAACCUGCUGGAGAGACAGAGAGACAGUCAGACAGGCUGACAGACAGACAGACAGGCUGACAGACAGACAGACAGACAGACAGGUAGGAGGAUGAAGGUGUAUUUCUGCGGGUCGAUCCGCGGCGGCAGAGAUGACGUGUUCGUGUACCGGAAGAUCGUAGAGAAGCUGCAGAGCUACGGGACCGUGCUGACCGAGCACGUGAGCAGCACCGAGCUCAGCGACAGAGGAGAGGACGCUGCAGCAGCAGGAGACCGAGCCAUCCAUGACCGAGAUGUGGACUGGCUGCGACAGUCUGACGUGGUCGUGGCGGAGGUGACGCAGCCGUCUCUGGGCGUCGGAUACGAGCUUGGCCGAGCUGUCGACAUGAAGAAGAAAAUCUUCUGUCUGUUCAGACCGUCGUCAGGACGACGUCUGUCUGCGAUGAUUCGAGGAGCUGAUGACGGCGAGCUGUUCGUGGUCAGAGACUACAGCGAGGACGAGGUGGAGAACGUUCUGGAAGAGUUCUUCAACAACCUCAAGAGAACCUGAACGUCGGAGAACAUCGAUCAAUAAAGUUCAAAGAAUCUGAAUAAA